GCUUUUGAACAAGACGCAAAUGGGGAGAAGAAUAACUCCAGAUCAUGAAGAGAUGCGAUAUGAUCCUGGUAGUAAAGAUGUUGACUUGGAGAGUGGACGACAAUCUCCCCAGAUCAAGAUAGGGGAAAGUAGGCCUAGUACAGCGAGCUCUACUGUGACGUACAAUUCGGAGGAUUUCCGCCAUCCACCGAACGCCGUUGAAAUCGAUCCAAAGCAUAAACCUGCCGUUAAAGUCUUUGGUAGAGUCGGGUUCGUUGCGAAAUCGAUCAUCUACGGUGUAUUAGGAGGACUCCUGAUCAGAAACGCCGCGGGUGGUGGGGAAGAUUCGUCACCACAGGGGGUCUUUGUCCUAGUCGGCGACAACGCUGUCGGAAUUCCCUUAUUGGUUGUCCUCGCCGUCGCCCUCGUAUUUUACUGCAUCUGGAGAUUCUGGGAGGCAUUCCAAGGUCAAGGAUCGGAUGCUACGUUCUCGCAAAAAAAGAAUUUCUUCAAGUACCGAGUCUCGCCAUUUGUUUCUGGUGCUGUGUAUACUGCCUACACGUACUAUGUCAUACGAACAAUCUUCACAACUCGUAGCCAGAGAGAUGCACAACAGGGAACAGAAAUAACUCAAAGUUCCUUUCCAGACAGCUGGGCGUCUUCCGGUUCACUGGGGAAAUUUGGCGUCUGCUUCUUUGGCCUUGUCUUUCUUUUAGCCACCUUCAUACAGUUCCAAGUUGCAUAUACGGGGAGCUUUAAGCGGGACUUGUAUCAGAACAAACUGGAGAACAAAUGGAUUAGACGGCUGAUUCACGGACUAGGCCACAUUGGGUUCACCGCAAGAGGUCUUGUGUUCUUGCUAGUUGCCAUCCUCAUGUUCCGGAGUGCCGCAGGUGGGGACGGAGCGAGUGCAGAUAAAAAUCACAGUGUCACAGGCAAGGCUGUGGAAACCCUUACGGGUAACUGGUGGGGUAGGACAAUUUUAGUGCUGCUGGGAGUCGGGUUACUACUAUAUGCUCUUUUCGCAUUGACAAAUGUGUACUAUAAGAUCUUUCCGACACCACCACCAUCUCGAAAGCCUGCCGUCUCUGAUGAACCGCAAGAAGGGCCGGAGACAUCGGAAGCACAUCACUAACCCGCAAUUUUGUGAAAAAAAAGAAUUUUAUCUAUUUUUUGGUUUAGUAAUCGUAGUUACAGAAGUGUAUCAUUAUUCACAUGAUGUGUAUGAAAGACAUUUAAAUUUAUAAAGCGACAUUUGAAAGUG
Spizellomyces punctatus DAOM BR117 is the source of this 1243-nucleotide messenger RNA. RefSeq lists its product as uncharacterized. NCBI's taxonomy places the organism in Eukaryota, Fungi, Chytridiomycota, Chytridiomycetes, Spizellomycetales, Spizellomycetaceae. The transcript has 9 exons. The record is from RefSeq and is a predicted model, not a curated record. Bases 20 to 1114 code for a protein of 364 amino acids.